Centropristis striata (black sea bass) is the source of this 7159-nucleotide messenger RNA. RefSeq names its product solute carrier family 20 member 2 (gene slc20a2). Gene Ontology annotation, molecular function: phosphate transmembrane transporter activity. The record is from RefSeq and is a predicted model, not a curated record. Gene Ontology annotation, biological process: phosphate ion transmembrane transport. The transcript is spliced from 11 exons. Bases 559 to 2601 code for a protein of 680 amino acids. Gene Ontology annotation, cellular component: membrane. Lineage: Eukaryota; Metazoa; Chordata; Actinopteri; Perciformes; Serranidae.
UCAUCCCAUAGCUGUCAUCCUGAGCAGUGUUGAGACGACGGCUCAAUCCCUAAACGCCCGGAUGAGAGCAGCAGGCGACGUUCAUGGCAACAUGGUCGCAUGAGUCGGCCGAGUAGAGGGCAACCAUUCCGGAGGGACGACAGCCACUGCUGGAAUCUGUGACAUUUUCGACGCAACCCACGGAGAGCCGUUCUGGGAAAAUACAAGCAGAGAUAGAGGCGUGGAGGCGGAGAGGAACAGCACAUUUCCCCCUCUUGUGGUGUCCUAUUUCGUUUGUGAAGGAUCGUGCAGACACACCGUCUCACACUAAGCUAUGGAAUGCUCCCUGCACCCACCAUCACUAGUCUCCAAUCUUUGGACUGAGCUCCAAACGCUUAGUUAGCGGCUGUGCUUCUCCCCUUGAACUCUUUAUAACCAGGGGACGAAGAAAAGGAGCGGACUUACCUUAAGUCCUCCGCUAAAAGCGCACAGAGCACCUCUUUUUGAAAAAUAGAAUAUUUAAGCUAUUUUUUGUUGUUUUUCUUCGCUUGGAUUUUUUUCUGGUGAAAUCAUAUCAAGAUGGAUCUGGAGGGGUAUCUGUGGAUGGUCAUCCUUGGCUUCGUCAUUGCCUUCAUAUUGGCCUUUUCAGUGGGCGCAAACGAUGUGGCCAAUUCUUUUGGCACGGCGGUGGGGUCCGGCGUGGUCACGUUGAAGCAGGCCUGCAUCCUGGCAUCUAUCUUUGAGACGCUGGGCUCGAUGCUGCUAGGGGCCAAAGUGGGCGAGACGAUCCGAAAGGGCAUCAUAGAUGUCAACCUGUACAACGAAACGGUGCCCGUACUCAUGGCCGGGGAGGUCAGCGCCAUGGUCGGGUCAGCCGUCUGGCAGCUAAUCGCCUCCUUCCUCAAACUGCCCAUCUCUGGGACUCACUGCAUUGUUGGUGCCACCAUCGGCUUCUCCAUGGUGGCCAUCGGCACCAAGGGCGUGCAGUGGAUGCAGCUUGUCAAGAUUGUGUCGUCAUGGUUCAUCUCCCCCCUGCUCUCUGGACUCAUGUCUGGACUCCUCUUUCUGCUCAUCAGACACUUCAUCCUCAACAAGGAUGACUCUGUUCCCAACGGCAUGCGAGCGCUGCCCCUCUUCUACGCCUCUACUAUUGGGAUCAACACGUUCUCCAUCAUGUACACUGGAGCCCCAUUGCUUGGGUUGGAGAUGCUACCUGUGUGGGCCAUCUUUCUCAUCACUUUAGCUGGCGCGCUGAUAUGUGCGGGUGUCGUCUGGUUUUUCGUCUGCCCCUGGAUGAGGAGGAAAAUAGCAAGUCGUCUAAAGAAGGAGCAGGCUCUAUCCAGGAUAUCUGAUGAGAGUCUGGACAAGAUACCUGAAGAGGAGGAGGAGAGCCCCGUCUUCAAGGAGCUACCGGGGGCCAAGGGCACAGAUGAGGCUGUGGUGCCGCUCACAGGGGGCAGCGGUGAUCGGAGCACUCGUGACUCCAGUGGAGAGCUCACCAACCUGGCUAACGGAGGCAACGUCCUGCCAAAUGGCAGGGUCUACGGCCGGACCCACUCGAUGACCAACGGUUGCCUCAAGUCACCCAUCUCCAAUGGCAGCUUCAGCUUUGAUGGCCACAUGCGCAGCGAUGGCCAGGUGUACCACACAGUGCACAAAGACUCAGGUCUGUACAAAGACCUGCUUCACAAAAUCCACCUGGGCCGCAUGGAUGACAGCGACCGCUCGGGCUCCAACGCCGGCCCGCCGGACAACAACUACCGCCUGCUGCGGCGCAACAACAGCUACACCUGCUACACAGCAGCUAUAUGUGGCAUGCCCGUCCAACCACUCAUUCGCACGGAGUCACGCGAUGACAGUGAAAAGCUGGUGGGAGAGGGCGGAGGCGGCAGGAGCAACAGCGUGUCCUACUCUAAGAAGAGGGUGCGAUACGACAGCUACUCCUCGUACUGUAACGCCGUGGCGGAGGCUGAGAUCGAGGCGGAGGAGGGUGGGGUGGAGAUGAAGCUGGCCACGGAGCUGGAGGGCGUGGACGAAGAAGGGGCUCCAGCUCCGAUGCCUCUGGACGACCUCGCUGAGGAGGAUCACGAGGAGAAGGAUAAACCAGAAGUGUUCCUGCUUUUCCACUUCCUGCAGAUCCUCACCGCCUGCUUCGGCUCCUUCGCUCACGGAGGCAACGAUGUCAGUAAUGCCAUCGGGCCCCUGGUGGCGCUGUGGAUGAUCUACGAUCAGGGCGGUGUGAUGCAGGACGCCGCCACUCCCAUCUGGCUGCUGUUUUACGGUGGCAUCGGCAUCUGCGCUGGCUUGUGGGUGUGGGGCCGCCGCGUCAUCCAGACUAUGGGGAAAGACCUGACUCCCAUCACCCCCUCAAGCGGAUUUUGCAUUGAAGUAAUGAGUGCGCUAACAGUGCUUGUUGCAUCAAAUGUGGGCAUCCCAAUAAGCUCCACCCACUGCAAGGUGGGCUCGGUCGUGGCUGUCGGUUGGAUCCGCUCCCAGAAAGCGGUGGACUGGCGCCUCUUCAGGAACAUCUUCCUGGCGUGGUUCGUCACGGUGCCCGUGGCCGGCCUGUUCAGCGCCGCCGUCAUGGCCCUGUUCGUCUACGGCAUCCUGCCCUACGUGUGAGGGCGCACGGCUGGGAGGGAGAACAGAGGAGGAAGAGAGAGUCGUAGAAAGAGAGACAGAGAGGGAAACUUGGGUAAAAAUCACAGCUCAAGUGUCAGGGGUGCAGAUAAAAGAGGAGGAAAUAAAGAGAGGAGGAAGAGAAGGAAAGGAAGCAGCAGAGGUUUACAGAUGGACUUGGUUGUACUGUGGAUGUGAGGAGGGUUGGUUCAUAUGCUGCCUGGCUCCGUAGUCCAGAGAUCUUUUUUGACUCAUUUGAGUUUCUGAUCGGUUUUUAUUUAUUCUUUUUUUUUUUUUUGGGUGCAUAAGAAAGCGUGUAACCAACGUGUUCACCGUACCAUUCAAUCUGCUGUAAAUAUGACAAUAAUAGGGAGAUUUCCAGUAACUACUAACAACAAUUGUGGUUGUUGGAGAAACCGUGGCGGCCAUUUACUGUCUCUUCAUUAAUCAAAAAAAUAAAAAGACGGCACACGACUGAAAAAAAUCCUGCACAUCUAAACUGCAGUAAAACUCGAUCUUCGUGCCUGCAAACCCAGGUAGCAGUCGGUCAAGUGCUCAUUAAUAUAGUUCCAAAAUGCCAGAAAAAAACCUGUACAUAUUGUUGUAUUAGACUGUGAUUUGUUGUAUCGCGGCUUGCUUUAAAAAAAACAACUAAGAAAAGAUGUGCGUGUGGUAAACCAACCCAUCCAUCAUCUCACUUUGACAUGCUAGCCAGGUACAACUAGGGCCAAAAGGAAAGGACGUCUCAGAGAGGGGUGGUGGGACUGUCACUCUGAUUUUUUUUCUCCACAUGAUACCACAGAAACCUGAUUUGCUAAAGAGUUGAUUUUUGUCAAGAGCUCCCGUAUGUUUUUAGAGAUAGAUCUCAUAUUUUUUAAUGAUGUAAUAUACUGUAAUUUGUACUGUAAAUAAUGUCCUUAAAGAGUUUUGGGGAGGCGGGAUGGGGGGGGGGUCAUGGUUUGUUUUUAACAUAGUAUGGAGUGGGGGGGUGGGGGGCUCGUCACUCCUUCAUGAUGUCAUAUUAUACAGUGUGUUUCCUCCCAGAGAACGCACACUAUGAGCACACACACUUGACAGGCUGCUGUUUUUCCGAGGUUUGCAGAAGUAUAUUGAUUGGAAAUAGUAUUUAAAUUUACAAAGUUAUUAUUCUCAGCAGAGAAAACUGGAGAUAUUUCAUUCCUUCUAGAAGACUUUAUCGCAUCAGUAAAUUCAACACUAUCAGCAGAAAGUUGUUAAAUGUUUAGGUGUGUUUCGAGAGAUUUAAAGUUUUAGAGGUUUAGGUGCAGCAGAAGCCAAAACACUAAAACUGAACAGAGACAAAAGCGCUCAUAUGGUCCCAUAAAACGUUCACAUAUCUUCAUCCGUAUGCCUUUGUUUUCAUAUCUACCACUCAGCUACUGGAGUCAUUUCCUCAUAUUAAAGGCUCCCUGCCAAUGACGGACCUCUGCCCUGUCCACAUCGGGGUCAUUUCAGAUCUCACACCCGUCAGAUUACUUGUCUUAGUCCCAGGGUUGAUCUGUUUCUGUAGCCCUGAACCUCGGUGUCAGCCUUUUGUCACGUCAAGACGGCGAUUCUGUGUCAUAUCAAACACCUUGUAUUUUAACUCAGCCAGUUAUGCAGAGGUGGAACGAUAAAAGGGGAAUCCAACCCCAGCCACACGUGUAGCUCCUCAAACUGUUUGAACUGUAGAAGCAUUUAGUGUAUUGAUCACGUGUGUUUCAAUCAAAGUGCUAAAGGUUAGCUAGUCAUCAUAGGGUCAAGUUUUGGGCUGAAUCGAAGCCCAGCGAGGUCACGAAAAUAUCACAAGACUUUUUGUCUUCGGAUCAUGUUGAAUUAAAGCGUAUGAGGGGGAUAGAACUGAUCAUCACCAGCUUUUUAACAGGGUCACCUGACCUGUAGAUGAACAAAGUCUAAAGCUUUUUUUAUUUGAACAAACUCAAUGCCAGGUGUUGCAAGUUUUUUUUUUGUUGUUCUCGUGGUGUGUUUCCUAAUUUUUUUUUUCUUCUCAUGAACAAAUCUAUGCUUAAGUAGCCACUUGCCUUGUAACAUUGUGUUUUUCUUUUGUGCAGAUACAGUAAAAUAAUUAAGUACUGUGGUGUUUACAUGGUAACCAUAUUGUAGAGUAUCUGAAAAAAAUGUUGCCUAAUGAUGCCAAUGAAAGACAAACUAUUAACCAUGAUUUUUUUUAAAUGCAAGUUAAAAAAAAAUAACCUGAAGUGUCUAGAGAGAGAAAGAGAGCGAGAGCAAGUGUGCAUGCGACGACUCGUUUAUUUUGUCGUAGCAGUCGUGCUAAUCAUGGUCCCGUCACUUUACACUGCUACUGCAAUGCGUUGACGCUACAUGUAUGGGUGCAAUUCAGUAAUGAAGAGAAUGACUUAGAGAAAUUUCAUCCAGACUAUAUAUUUUUCUACCAUAUCUGAGUUUUAACCUGGGUGAGCUUCCAGACACUGUGGAGGACACACUGCGGGGUUGAUGGGGACACUGGAAAACAGGGACUAGUUGUUAUACGAUCACCAUGAUACUGAGAAAACGGUCUUAUUACAGGAGAGUCUCGCCUCGCUGGUGCCAUGUGCCACACUUCCUCCCAGCCCAGUGUGUUCUUCUAACAUGUAGAUUGACGUGUCGGUUGCCAAUAGAUCAGAUUUUUAAAUUUACCAUUUUUAUUUUUGAAUUUUAGAUGAAAACACUUUGUAAUUUUGUUUCCCUACUGCUUUUGAUCAUGAGCUGUGACGGCAUCUUGCUAAAACCAGGACGACUGCUCGCCGAAGCAAAAAAAUCUCUACUCUCUACUAUGUAGUAGUCGAGAAACUUAAAUCUUAAACUCGGUAAUGGAUAACUGGACUGUGAGGACAUUUGUUUCCUUGUUCUGGCAGGUAACCACUCUUGAAGCUCGUACCCUUUCAUUCUUCCAUGAGGUGUGUGUCACACAGGGGGCUGCACAGAGCUGGUGUGUUCAAAUUCUCUUUGUGCACUCUGCACAAUGCUGUAGGAAGUCAAUCAGAUGUUUCACUAUUGUCAUAAAAGCAAGCUAAUGUAACUGCUAACAUCUGUAUAAAAGAGAUCACCUGAUGGAGAAAAAAACUUUCAGAUUAGCUUCUGUUCCACUAGCUUUAAAUCCUCAGUGUUUUGCCAUAGAGAGUUUUUAUAUUGGUCUCAAAAAAAAAGCUGAUGGUUAUUUUGUUCAUAUUCUAAUAUAAAGAAGCAUGUAACACUAUUAGUAACAUUUGAGCACCAUGUCAUUUAUCCAAGAUUAAACAAUUAUUUUGUUAGCAUGUAAUAAGUAGUUAAACCGUUGUUGUCGAGUGCUAAGAAAAUAAUGUUAGUAAUCAUAUUUCAGCUGGUGAAAGCUGCUCUAUGGCAAAUGAUAAGAUCUGUCUGCAGCUGGUGGAUGUUUGUUUCUCUUGUGUUUAGUUAAGCAAACAGUUACAUGAGACACUUUCCUCAUGUUGGAUUAUGAGUUUUGCUGGACUGAGGUCAAACAUCUGGUUUGUUCUGUAUCACCAGGCUCUGCUUCCCCUUCUGUAACUCACACUGUCAUCUUUUUAUGUUUUUUCAUGCAUUCUCAGUCCUGAUAGGCCAAAAGGGACGCACUGCUCAAGACAGGGAGGAAAGGUGAAAACCGCCUUCUGGUGACGGCGUUAAACAUAUCUGUACAAUAGUUUAAAUUCUCUCAUGUUAAAUUUUAAUUAAAGCAGCUAAUGCUACAUGGAAAAUGUUAAAGUGGGAUUAACUAUAUAUUAAAGCCCCUGAAAACUUGGUUUCAAAUUUGACAUAUUUUUGUAUAUUAUUAAAUAUUAAUAAAGCCCAUUUUUUGUUGUGUUCACGUCAAACGCAAAGCCAGUUUUUGUGUGGUGCGUUUACAUACAAAGAAACUAAGUUGUACUAUUCUCGCAAGUCAAAUUUUUUUCAAACUUGAGCCACAAAGCCCAUCGGCGUUAAGAUUUUCCUGCUUAGCAUAGAAUUGUCCUGAUUGAGCCAAACUCCAUUCAGAAAACAAGCAUUUUAAAAGUUGUUUGCUUGUUGUCUUGCAGAUGUGUAAAAACGUGUUAAUUCAUUCUUUCAGGCCUGUCUGGAUCAGGAUGUAAAGAUUUUGGCAUCCUUUUGAUUUGUUCGUUAUUUAAUCACAGCAAAGUCUGCUUGUUUUGGGUUCAAACCGCUGUAGUAGCGGUUCAUGGAGAAGGCGGAGAAAUUAACAGAACUGUGUGCUCCUCAAGAUGAUGUUAUGAACUGAUUAGACCAUAACCUAUAUGUGGGACUUCCACAACUGGUAAAAAGCAGCAAUCGAAGAAAUUUAAGCCAUGAUUGAUGGUAGAAAUAAAUUUAUAUCUACACUGUCAUGGGAAUAAACAAACCUGAUCAAACUGAAAAAUAGGGUGAACAUUAGCUUUGCAUUUGAAGUGAACACAACAUUGAAAUUGAAGUUAGCACUCACCUUUUCCAACAAAAGAGCCACGCCCACUUCAGAAAUCUGUCAUGUGAAAUAACCAAAACUUUGGCAGAAAAUAGUGUGUUUAUAUAAGACAAUCACUCAUAGCAGAAUCUGAUUUUUUUUUUUUUGGGG